AUGCAGACUGCUUCUACAAACAUUUGUGAAAGACUGUGCAAUAAGUCCAUCCAUGAAAUUUCCUUGCUACUAAAUAUUCCACAGUCAAAUGUUAGUGGUAUUAUAACAAAGUGGAAGCAACUGGGAACAACAGUCACAACAUCAGCCACAAAGUGGUAGGCCACAUAAAAUUAAAGAGCAGGGUCCGCGCAUGCUGAAGUUGCCAACUCUGCAGAGUCAAUAGCUAAAGACCUCCAAACUUCGGGUGGCCUUCAGAUUAGCAGAAUGCCAGUGUGUAUAGAGCUUCAUGAAAUGGGUUUCCAUGGCAGAGCAGCUGCACACAAACCUUACAUCAUGAAGUGCAAUGCAAAGUGUUGGAUGCAGUGGGGUAAGGCAUGCCGCCACUGGACUCUAG
Staurois parvus is the source of this 394-nucleotide messenger RNA. Lineage: Eukaryota; Metazoa; Chordata; Amphibia; Anura; Ranidae. The record is from the annotation of a GenBank genome assembly.